AUGGAUCCGUUGGAGCCAGGUCAUAUUGCAUUGAGAGGAGAUGUGGACUCGAUGAAAAAUCAGCUAGACCAACUUAUGGAAGCUAUGAUAGUUUUAGCAAAGAAGGAAGACAACAUUCAGCAGACUGCAGUUGUUGAGAAUGUUAUGCUAGCUAUAGUAAAUGGUCUUACCCAACCUCAGCUUGUGCAAACCCCAGUUGAUAACUCUACUGAUAGUUUGACUGGGGCAUUAUUGAGUUGGUACAUGAAGUUAGAAAGGAGUCGUAUUCAAUCAUGGUUGGACCUAGCUAACGGCUUCUUGAAGCACUACAAAUAUAAUUUGGACAUAGCUCUUGAUCGCAUGCAACUGAGAGCCUUAUCUAAAGUGAGUAAUGAAUCCUUCAGAGGGUAUUCCCAAAGAUGGAGAGACUUAGCGGCUUGCGUUGAGCCAUCACUCUUAGACAAAGAAUUGAUGGAAUUAUUCAGGGACACCCUGCAAAGUCCAUACUUCGAAAGGAUGAUUAGCAGCGCAGCAUCAGACUUCGCUCACUUAGUGACAAUUGGGGGACGCAUCGAGAGUGCCCUAAAAAGUGGAAGAAUCCAAGGUGCCUCGAGCAACCAAGCUAGCGAGACAGAAUCCCUCAGCGAUUCCCAAAAGGAAGAGGAUAAUGAAAUAAAUGCAGUCAUGGCAGAUGUGGGGUAUUCUCACGAUGCACCAGCCAUACCUUAUGGUUCUUCACCUUCUCAGCGAUCACCAUUUCCAACACCACGUUAUCCUUAUAAGCAACCCGCAAGUUGUAGAGUGAAUUAG
This is a messenger RNA of Lathyrus oleraceus (garden pea), 789 nucleotides long. RefSeq lists its product as uncharacterized. The coding region runs from base 1 to 789 and encodes 262 amino acids. The record is from RefSeq and is a predicted model, not a curated record. The transcript is spliced from 3 exons. NCBI's taxonomy places the organism in Eukaryota, Viridiplantae, Streptophyta, Magnoliopsida, Fabales, Fabaceae.